UGGCAGCAAAUAGGAUCAAUACCAAGCAUCGAGAAGAAAUCCUUGCUGCGACCUUGUGCUGUCAGUUACAUGGGAUUACAAAUGUGGCUAUUAUCUGUUGUGCUGUCACUGGCAUGCCCGCUAGGUCAUGGCGGAAUGGUGCAAGGGUCCGUUACCUCUGAACCACCGUCCACAAGUGCGAAGCCGACGAACGCUUGCGUUGACAGCAUACGCAUGGAGGUGGAGGCGUGCAUUAACCCACUGAAAACCGACCUGGCGUCGAAAAUACCGACUGAUGUUAACAACUUCCUUUGCGGACCCAAUCAGAGGCAGCGUCUCGAUUGCGUCAUCCAGCACUUCCGGCAAUGCCCGGACCUCAUAGCGCAGGACUUCAUCAAGACGCUGCGACACGUGGGCGCAAAGUUCUAUGCCGAGGACUUGUUCCAUAUCAAGAACGCGGAAGAGUUCUGCAUGUGUGUGCCGACUCAUGGCUGUUUGUCCGAAAUCGAUUUUGAUCAGAUGGCAACGAAACUAGAGCUUAAACACGAGCAUCCCUGGAAGAGCAUAGCAAACCCCGCCUAUAUAUGUGGGCUUGGUCUCAAGAACAUCGAAUGUGUGGGUCACUCGCCCGUGUGUACCCAGUAUCUACAGCACAAGCACAAUGACACCGCGGUCAAGGUCGCAGAGUACGCCCACAAGUUCGCUAAGCGGCAGUGCAAAACGUAUCCGAAAGAUAAUCACAAAUGCACGGAAAAGAGGGUAAGCUGGCGAUCCCUGGCACAUUGCUAUGACCUCGUCGAGAAUAUUGUGGACGAGGAGGAACGCAAAUGCGGCAUGCGGCGGUGCGUCGAGAUUGACAUGAGCACGUGCCCACCGGGUGACAUGGAGUACUUUAUCGACGCCAUUAACGUGUUGUCCGAGAAUGAAAUAAGUGACAAGGCCUGUUCCUCAGCAAACGCAGCCAUGGCUACGAUUUUUACCAUCUGCGGUUCGAUGCUAAUGGCGAUGUUAGUUUGAAAUAAUCUGCGCGUAGCGUGCGAUAUAAUAAUUUUUACAUAUAAAACAAUGUUGCAUGAAUUGGAAGAAGUUAUAAAACAAUAUAUAAUAACAUUAUUUCAGCGUUAUAUCAUGGCAGAUUAAAUUGAGCGUUUGCGUUUAGUGUGUAAUUGUUGUAUAUAUCGUUGUUUGUGUUUUGGUUGCUGUGUAACAUACUAUCUAAGUAUACUUUUUUGUCAAUAUUUAAUGUUUUCUGCGAACAAAUAAUGUUUGUUGUCGUAAAAGUCUGCGCCCAUUUCAUGAAGGUAGCUAAAUAUGUAACGUUUUAUUUUAAACCCAUUUAUGCCUAGUGGACUCUCCCAUCCUUCUAAAUUGGAUCAAUUUAUUUUCAAAAUUAUGGAUGUCUAGUAUAUUUAUUUCUAUAUUUAGAAUAUUUCUUACAUAAAUUACUUUGAGCAAACAGCGCAGACCCUGAUGAGACGCCGCAUCAUGCGGCGUCUCAUCUGGGUCUACGCUGUUUGCUAAGGACUUUUUUUCUAGACGCUAGGCAUAAAUGGGUUAAUGUUUUCGAGAUACCGUGGCAUUGUACUUGUCAUAUUACAAAGUAUACGUCAAUAGAUUUAUUAAUAACACUAAAAGGAAUCAAUGUUUUGUACUACAAAGAAAACUAUUGAAUAUCAUUUUAAAAUACAUUGUACUGAGGAAAUAUUCUAUAAUGUAUAGGCUAGAGCUAUAUGUGAGAUAUGCUUGUGAUUUCUUGUAUAAUUUAAAAAUCGUUUUUUUCUUUUAAAUUUAAAUAUAAUAUAAUCUUGUCAAAAAACGCUUAGGAGCACCACUUUAUUUGUAUGUGUUUGAUGUUUUAGUUUUAUACUAUUUUAUCUCAAAUGUAAUCAUUAGGUUAGUGUAUCUAUGUUUAGACAAAUAAAAUGCCCCUGUUGGCCAA
Messenger RNA from Dreissena polymorpha, 1918 nucleotides. RefSeq lists its product as uncharacterized. Bases 70 to 996 code for a protein of 308 amino acids. The record is from RefSeq and is a predicted model, not a curated record. The transcript is spliced from 7 exons. Lineage: Eukaryota; Metazoa; Mollusca; Bivalvia; Myida; Dreissenidae.